UUUUGCUCUCUCUCAUUUUUUUUUCUCUCUGCCUGCGAGGAAGUGUGUGUUUCCUGUGAAGGGAGGCUCUAGGAUUAACUUUGCCCUACCUGGCUGACUGUGUACAACUGUUUCUCCCAGCACCGGACAGAAACAGGCGGUAAGGUGAAGCAGACUGCCAGUCUGGAGUUCCUCCUGGUUGUAUUCAGCCCGGUCUGGCUUUGGGGAAGCAAAGGGAGAGAGAGGGGAGUUGCCUAAUGUCGCAGUAGAAGCGGAGGGGGAGAGAGAGAGAGGGGGAGUGAGAGGAGACAGGUCGGAUCAGGGGGUUUGUGGUGCUGUGGGGGCAGACAGACCUACAGAGGAACAGACAGGGCCCUGGACAAGGCAUGUCCAUCCGACUGAGGCGUCCUGAGGCAGAGACAGGAUUCGUCCCGAGCGUCCAAGACUUUGAUAAGAAGUUAGCGGAGGCCGACGCCUACCUUCAGAUCCUCAUCGACCAGCUGAAGCUCUUUGAUGAGAAGCUCAAGGACUGCAAGGAGGAUGAGUCACGCAGAAAAAUUGAAGAUUUGAAGGACACAACGUGUAGUAUGGUAGAGUCCAUUAAGCACUGUAUUGUAUUGCUGCAAAUUGCCAAGGAUCAAAGUAACGAACAGCAACACGCGAACGGACUUAUAAGCACCAUCAACCCAGUGGAUGGGAUCUUCCAGCCUGCUGUGGAAAACUCAGUAGUCAACACCGCCAUGCCAACCCAGACCACACUACCCACAGACGGCUCGCAGGUGUGUAAAGCGGACCAGCGACCCUCCACGCUGUCCGUGGGGCCCGUCGUCACGGUGAUGGGCAGCCUACAGACCCCCACUCCCAACAGCACAGGGAGUGGUCCGUCAGGCCCCAGUAGUGGGGGCAUGUCUCCUGCCCACAUCCCCCUCCCCUCUCACUCGGUACCAGACUUCUCCUACUCCAGCAGCGAGGACGAGUUCUACGACGCAGACGAGUUCUACCAGAACACCACCUCCCCCAAACACUGCUUAGAUCCCUCCAGGCAUCCUGGUGCGUUGGGACACGAUGAUUCUGGGAACCUGAAGCGACCAGACACCAAUGAGUCCCUCAGUUCCUCCAUGUCUAACGGCACCACUGACGCAGACCAGUUUGACAGCCAUGAUGACCCAGAUGACGAGGGGGAGGGGGAGUCUGUGGAGGAGCACAAGAGCGUCAUCAUGCACCUGCUGUCACAGGUCCGCCUGGGCAUGGACCUCACCAAGGUGGUCCUCCCCACCUUUAUCCUGGAGAGGAGGUCUUUGUUAGAGAUGUACGCUGACUUCUUUGCCCACCCGGAUUUGUUUGUCAGCAUCGCGGAGCAGGAGGAUGCCAGGGACCGCAUGGUGCAGGUGGUGAAGUGGUACCUGUCAGCCUUCCAUGCAGGCAGGAAGGGCUCUGUGGCCAAGAAGCCCUACAACCCCAUCCUAGGAGAGGUGUUCCUCUGUCACUGGGACCUGCCCUGCGAGGGCAGCGAGCCCGCGCCAACGGAGCCUGUAUCAGAAGGCCCAGUUCCCUGGUCCUCAGCCAACAGUGUGUGUUUUGUAGCAGAGCAGGUCUCUCAUCACCCCCCGAUAUCUGCAUUCUACGCAGAGUGUUGUAGUAAGAAGAUCCAGUUCAACGCCCACAUCUGGACCAAGUCCAAGUUCCUGGGAAUGUCCAUCGGAGUCCACAACAUCGGGCAGGGCUGUGUGUCUUGUUUGGAACAUGACGAACACUACAUCCUCACCUUCCCCAAUGGCUAUGGCAGGUCCAUCCUGACUGUGCCCUGGGUGGAGCUAGGAGGAGAAUGCAACAUCUCCUGUUCCAAGACAGGCUACAGCGCCAGCAUCGUGUUCCACACCAAGCCCUUCUACGGAGGCAAGAAGCACAGGAUCACCGCCGAGAUCUUCCCCCCUAACGAUAAGAAGUCGUUCUGCUCCAUCGAGGGAGAGUGGAACGGAGUCAUGUACGCCAAGUGGGCGUCUGGGGAGAACUCCUUGUUCAUCGACACUAAGAAGAUGGGCCUCAUCAAGAAGAAGGUGCGGAAGCUGGAGGACCAGCUGGUGUACGAGUCUCGCAGCAUGUGGAAGGACGUGACCUUGAACCUGAAGCUGAAGGACAUCGACGCGGCGACGGAAGCCAAGCACAGCCUGGAGGAGAGACAGAGGGGGGAAGCCCGUGAGAGGAAGGAGAACGAGCAGCAGUGGGAGACCAGGUUGUUCCACGAGGAUGGAGAGUGCUGGGUCUACGACGAUCCCCUUCUGAAGAGAAUAUCCUCCCAGAGGCACUGAGCUCACUCACACACACACACUCACACAUAUUCACACACACG
Osmerus eperlanus (European smelt) is the source of this 2329-nucleotide messenger RNA. RefSeq names its product oxysterol binding protein-like 9 (gene osbpl9). Gene Ontology annotation, molecular function: sterol binding. The record is from RefSeq and is a predicted model, not a curated record. The transcript is spliced from 21 exons. Gene Ontology annotation, cellular component: intracellular membrane-bounded organelle; membrane; cytosol. Bases 366 to 2288 code for a protein of 640 amino acids. Lineage: Eukaryota; Metazoa; Chordata; Actinopteri; Osmeriformes; Osmeridae.